ACGACCCUUUACGACCUUCAUCUAAUCUUCCCCGACGUCGGCGACGACGAUGGCGACGACGUUGACCGCGGCAGCGGUCGCCUCUUAUGUAUCCCUUACUGAGGCUUUAUAUGUUGUUCGAGUCGUUUCACCGGCUUUGGUGCUCCUGGCCACGCUCGCACUCAUACCAACGCGCCCUGCACCUCCUCGAUCCCCCUCGGAGAUCACGUCUGUCGUCGUAGCUACCCGCGUGCCCCGCCGUGGUGCUAUUCUAUCACUUCUGUCUCUCUCUGCACUCACUUUCUUCCUUGAUGGACUUACUUUCGCCGUUUACGCACUUCUCAACAAAAUAUGGCCCCAGAACACUGGCAUAGAAAUCGGAGCUGUCAUUGGUCUUGUCGCGUUUGGUGGUCUGGCAGCACUGGGCGCAUGGAAGGACGUCAAGGGUGUUGAUGUCUGGUCAUUGAAGAGGGUGAAACUUGCCAUUGCAGUCGCACUUCUCUUGGACAUCGCCCAGGUGGUUCUGUUCGGCCUUUCUGUGAGGCUGUACAAAGAUGUUCCCAAAAUUCCUGAACUUCCACUUAAAAUCAACCUUCCCGCUCUUCUGCAUCUGGUGUUCCCUGCCCUCCGGGUUUUAUUCUUAGUUCCUUUACUCUUCGCGCUCGUCUAUCCCCGAGUUGUAUAUACGCCUGUUUCAUUCGGCGAAACAGUCCAUACUGCUGCCCCGGAUUCGUCGUCUUUGCUUCUGUCUGCCGAAGAAGGUGCUACCACAUCUACUGGUUUGUCUCCAGUUACAGCCAAGACUAGCCAGUAUGGCACUUUCCGCAGUGGUCGCUCGAUCACGGCUAGCUCUGGGCCUACUACUCGUACGAACACGCCUGCUCGCUCGGAUGUCCAACUUCCUACAGUAAAGUCUGAUGCCGGCGAGAAGCAGGACGUCAACUUGGACCCGUCCUGGCGAGAAAUUUGGAAACGACUGGGGCGUAUCACUCCGUACCUGUGGCCUACCAAGAGUUUUGCUUUGCAGUUGCUGGCCACACUUUGCCUCCUGCUGAUCAUUGUAGGCCGCUUCGUCAACGCGGCACUGCCUUUGAUACUGGGAUCCUUGUUACACGUAUUCGAGAGCGGCAAGGGAUCCCCCUGGCCCUAUCUCUUUGCGUAUGUCGGCUUGAGGUUCCUGCAAGGAAGCGGCGGUUUGGCUGCUCUGCGUGAUGUCCUGUGGGCGCCAGUUAUGCAGUACUCAGAUCGGGAGAUGUCGCAAUUGUCCUUCGACCAUCUGCUGAACCUCUCACUUGCAUUCCACACGCGCCGCAAGACGGGCGAGGUGUUGCGUAUUCUCGACCGUGGAUCUGCCAUUAACCGUACAUUUGAGCUACUUCUGUUCAACAUCUUUCCUACUUUCUUUGAUCUGAUUAUCGCACUGGGGAUCUUCAUCUGGAAAUUCGAAUGGAGCCUGGCCGUGGUCAUCUUCAUCGUAAUGUUCUUGUACGUCGUGGCCAGUGUCGUUCUGACAAGGUGGCGCACGAAGUUACGGAGACAAAUGAAUGAACGGGAUAUCGUAACCCGUGGGAUCCAUACUGACUGUCUGCUCAACUACGAGACAGUCAAGUAUUUCAAUGGCGAGCAGCAUGAAGGCCAACGCUACCGAGAGGCUAUUCGUCAAUACCAGGCCCUUGAGUUCAAGGUCAUCGCAUCGCUGAAUCUCUUGAAUCUGGUGCAGAACUUGCUCAUUACCUCUGGUCUCCUCGUCGGCGCCUUAAUCGUGGCUCUCCACGUGACAAGAGGCGAGUUGUACCCCAGCGACUUCAUCAUUUUCAUCACAUAUCUGGGACAACUUUACGGCCCUUUGAACAGCCUUGGUUACAUCUACCGCUCCGUAAACCAAUCUCUAGUUGAUGCCGAGCGUUUGCUCCGGCUAUUGAACGAGCCUGUUGACGUGAACGACAAGCCGAACGCUCCUGACCUGAUUGUUACUGGUGGGGAAAUCGAAUUCGACAAUGUCAAUUUCUCAUACGAUGGCCGGACUACUGCACUCAACGGAGUUUCCUUCAAGGUCCCCAGAGGCUCUUCCGUUGCUUUGGUUGGGGAAUCCGGAUCGGGCAAAUCGACCGUUCUUCGUCUCCUAUACAGAUUCUACGACCUCAAAGACGGCGAAGGAAGAAUUCUCAUAGACGGCCAAGACAUCCGGGAUGUCACCCAGUCGAGUCUACGCAAGGCUAUCGGUGUCGUACCUCAAGACUCUGUUUUGUUCAAUGACACCAUUGCGUAUAACAUUGGGUACGGCAAAAUGGGAGCGUCCAUGGAAGAAAUUGAGGCGGCUGCGAGGUCUGCGCAGAUGCACGAAAGGAUCAUGUCUUUCCCAGACGGGUACGAGACCAAAGUUGGCGAACGCGGUGUACGGCUUAGCGGCGGCGAGAAGCAACGGGUUGCUAUAGCCAGGACUCUCUUGAAGAAUCCUCCUAUCCUUCUUCUGGAUGAGGCGACAAGCGCUCUGGAUACUUCCACCGAGAAAGAUAUACAGAAAGCUCUGCAGAAUUUGGUUCAAGGACGUUCAUCGCUGUCUAUCGCUCACCGCUUAUCGACCAUUGCUUCGGCCGAUCUUAUCCUGGUUCUUAAGGAUGGCCAGAUCGUGGAACACGGAACCCACAGCGAACUGCUCGCUCAUGGAGGCGUUUUUGCUUCCAUGUGGGCUGACCAAGUUUCGGGCACUGAAGACAACGUCACAAUAGGAUCCACGAAAGAGGCGGUCGCUGGGUACAGCGUCGAUGGUCAAGAAGAACCUUCGAAGUCCGAGGUCGUAGCUGAAGAUAUUCCGGCUACCAAUGUCGCCGAUGUUGAGGCAUCUGAACCUGCUGCGGAAGCAUCCGCCGAGGUUCACGCGACAAUAGAGGACCAGGGGGAUCACAUUGAACCCAAAGAGGAACAAGAGGCUAUCGCUGUGGCGGACGCAUCAGAUGCUGCGGCUACUUCUGCGAACGUCGUCGAGGCUACCAGUGAUGUCGCAGUCCCUGAUGACACGAGCCGCCCCGCGGCCUUCGAAUUCCCAGCUAGCAAGGGUCCAGCUCCCGUCGCAUUCCCUACUUCGGAUGAGACCGCCUCCCAGCAGACUCCGUCUGUAGCAGAAGGUAGUGCUGCGCAGAGUCCUGGUGUCACUUUCGUCCCUACUGUUGGCUCCCCGCCGUCCCGAUCAGGCACCCCUGAUCCUGACGCUGAACCAAAGCGCAAGCGCAUCUCAUCUCAGAACUUCCAGAGACUGGCGAGGAGGAUUUCUAUUUCUCGCCGUCAGGGUUCAACCGGUUCUAUUAUCCCCGGCCUGAGGCGCGAGCAGUCGUCUCCCGCUCAAACUCCCAAAGAUGAAGCACAUGUCGCUACCGGUAGCGGCGAUAGUCCCUCUCCCAGUAUCCAGAGCGAGAGCGGUAAGGGCAAAGCCCAGAAGAAGGAGAAGAAGAGGAAGACCAUUUUCUGAGGAUGCCGGCCCACGAUUUCUACUCUUUCACGACUCCGCAUGACUCUGCUACGAUUCUCGUCCCUUAUUGUAGUAAUGAACUUUUUUCUGCGCAUGCUUUGGUCCACUCUCACAGCAUAUUUGUCGUUGCACAUCAUGUUAGCAUUUCCUGUAUCAUCAAUUCCCCGUCUUGUACCCAUGGAGUCUGUGGUUCUGCAAAUAGCCUAUCGCCAAGUCGGUCCCACUGCC
Molecule: messenger RNA, 3673 nt
Organism: Gloeophyllum trabeum ATCC 11539
Lineage: Eukaryota; Fungi; Basidiomycota; Agaricomycetes; Gloeophyllales; Gloeophyllaceae
Exons: 18
Coding region: 50-3445 (1131 amino acids)
Biological process (GO): transmembrane transport
Cellular component (GO): membrane
Molecular function (GO): ATP hydrolysis activity; ABC-type transporter activity; ATP binding
Source: RefSeq, a predicted model, not a curated record